Molecule: messenger RNA, 1141 nt
Organism: Eutrema salsugineum
Lineage: Eukaryota; Viridiplantae; Streptophyta; Magnoliopsida; Brassicales; Brassicaceae
Product: coatomer subunit epsilon-2
Exons: 7
Coding region: 91-963 (290 amino acids)
Biological process (GO): endoplasmic reticulum to Golgi vesicle-mediated transport; intra-Golgi vesicle-mediated transport; retrograde vesicle-mediated transport, Golgi to endoplasmic reticulum
Cellular component (GO): COPI vesicle coat
Molecular function (GO): structural molecule activity; protein binding
Source: RefSeq, a predicted model, not a curated record
UCAGUUAUUGUUUUUCCUUUUCUGUUCAGAGUCAUUGGACGCUUCGGAUCUGUGAGAUCUAGAGGAAGAAGAAGAAGAAGCAAGCAAGCAAUGGCAGCAGGACCAGAUCAUCUUUUCAACCUGAGAAACAAUUUUUAUUUGGGAGCUUAUCAAACGGCGAUCAACAACAGCGAGAUACCUAACCUCUCGCCGGAGGAUGCCGUGGAACGCGACUGCCUCGUCUUCCGCUCUUACAUUGCCCUCGGUAGCUAUCAGCUUGUCAUCAGUGAGAUCGAUGACGCAGCCGCCACUUCACUACAAGCAGUAAAACUCCUCGCUAUGUAUCUAUCGAGUCCUGCAAAUAAGGAAUCAACCAUUUCAAGCUUGAAGGAAUGGUUGGCUGAUUCAACUAUAGGAAACAAUGCUAUUUUGCGGUUGAUUGCUGGUAUUAUUUUCAUGCAUGAGGAAGAUUAUAACGAAGCUCUGAAGCACACCCAUGCUGGAGGAACCAUGGAUCUGCAUGCCUUGAAUGUCCAGAUAUUCAUUAAGAUGAACAGAUCAGAUUAUGCUGAGAAGCAGCUUAGAGUGAUGCAACAAUAUGACGAAGACCACACUCUCACUCAACUUGCUAGCGCGUGGUUUAACCUUGCAGUGGGUGGCUCGAAGAUACAGGAAGCUUAUCUCAUUUUCCAGGAUUUCUCUGAGAAGUAUCCGAUGACAUGCUUGAUCUUGAAUGGGAAAGCAGUUAGCUGUAUGCAAAUGGGUAACUUUGAUGAAGCUGAAACGCUACUGCUUGAAGCACUCAACAAGGAUGCCAAAGAUCCAGAAACGCUUGCAAACCUUGUUGUGUGCAGUCUUCAUGUUGGGAAAUCAUCUUCACGCUACCUUAGUCAGCUGAAACUUUCACACCCAGGACACGUGCUUGUGAAGCGUGUAUCAUCAGCUGAAGAUAACUUCGAGAGAGCGGUUCAAUCGAUCGCCUGAAGACUUUUCCAUGAUUCAAGCUAAAAAAAGAUGUGCAGGAUCGUUUUGCAUAACCGCAUAGGCGCAUAAUUUUUUUCUAAACGGUAAAUUUUCCAGAACAAUCAUAUUGUCUUGUCUUUAUGAACUCAAUAUAUGAACCAGAUUCAUUUAUUAAUCUCAUUAUAUAAAAUUCCACACU